UUGAUCUCCGGAGCUGUGAUUCAAGUCCGCUCUCCCCAAAAACCUCCCUAAAACCCCUCGCCCGCAGCACACACACAUAUAUAGAGGCAGAGCGAGUUCAGCAAGCUAUGUUAGGCAGCCGCUUACUGUCCUCUGUUCUGAAGAGGAAUAGACCAAACGCAAUCUGCAAUAUCGGGCGGAAGCUGCCGCAACCCUCGCCGCAUUUCAGCCGGCAGCAUUUCAAGGAACUUCCGACCUCUCCCUCGAGAUCCUUCUUCCACGCCUUUCGAUCUCUUCCCAAGUAGGGUCAUAAUGUGGGUUCGAUGAGGAACUCUUCGACUGUGGCAUCAGUUGGAUUGGAGAGUAAGGAAGGGGUGAAGCUACUGGUUACAGCAGGGCCUCACGCUCGGAAGAUGGUGGGGAUUUGGCUCUUUGGCUCGGCUGCCUGGGUUUUCAGUAUGGUCAUACUUGGCGGUGUUACUAGACUCACCCGUUCUGGUCUUUCCAUGACUGAUUGGAAAUUCACCGGUCAGCUCCCUCCUCUUUCCGAUGAAGAAUGGUCCAAAGAGUUCGAGAAAUAUAAGCAAUCCCCAGAGUACAAACGUGUGAACAAAGGGAUGAGCCUUGAUGAUUUCAAAUUUAUUUAUUGGAUGGAAUAUGGUCAUCGUAUGUGGGGGAGGGCACUUGGUUUGAUGUUUGCUGUCCCAUUUUCGUAUUUCCUGCGUAAAGGAUAUAUAACAGUGCAACUUGGACUAAGACUCUCUGGUCUAUUUGCCCUUGGUGCUGGGCAGGGUAUGAUUGGUUGGUGGAUGGUCAAGAGUGGUUUGGAGGAACCAGCAUCUGAAUAUGCUGAGCCUAGAGUUAGUCCUUACCGUCUAGCAGCGCAUCUCACUUCAGCAUUUGCUAUCUAUACCGGCCUUUUCUGGACUGCACUUUCUGUUGUGAUGCCUGAACCGCCUGCAGAAUCCGUCACUUGGGUCCGGGGAGCAGCAAAAGUUAAGAGACUUGCUCUUCCUGUGGGCCUUAUUGUUGGUAUCACUGCUGUAUCAGGAGCAUUUGUAGCUGGCAAUGAUGCUGGACGUGCAUACAACACUUUCCCCAAAAUGGGCGAUACCUGGAUUCCUGAUGGCAUAUUCGAGAUGAAGCCAUUAAUUCGAAACUUCUUUGAGAACACAGCAACAGUUCAGCUUGACCAUCGCAUCCUUGCCACAACAACUUUAGCUUCAAUAAGUGCUUUGUGGUGGUUCACAAGGAAGGUAGAUCUACACCCUGCAGUGCGAAGUUUGAUCGGCAGCACUGUGGGCAUGACAUUACUCCAGGUAAGCUUGGGUAUAUCAACGCUCCUGUCGUACGUACCUGUUUCUCUUGGCACUGCGCAUCAAGCUGGGGCAUUGACGCUUCUAACACUGAUGAUGCUGCUCAAUCAUACCGUGCGGAAGCCUUCUUUGCCCCUUCUGAAAUCCCUGCCUCAAGUGGCAAAGCCACUAUUUUGAUACAGCAUUUGAAAGAGAUUAGAGUAGUGAAUAUUUAGUUCAUUAGGUACACAAUAUUGUCAAAGGGAUUUUGGUUGGUCUCUUUUUCAUUGCAAAUUUGAAGGACGUAGUAUCCUUAUGUCUAUUACAAAAUAAUACAGAUCGAAGCCAAUUCUUAAAGCUGAUGAACUCAGCUGUUCUUUUUCA
Messenger RNA from Linum tenue, 1658 nucleotides. Lineage: Eukaryota; Viridiplantae; Streptophyta; Magnoliopsida; Malpighiales; Linaceae. The record is from the annotation of a GenBank genome assembly.